AUGAACCCUAACGGUGAAAACCUCGUCAGGCUGACCAGAACCCCCGAAAUUGAUGCCGCGCCUCGCUGGUCUCCAGAUGGGAGAAAAAUUGCGUUUGAGUCAGAUCGCGAUGGAAACCCUGAGAUUUAUGUCAUGGAUGCCGAUGGCGAAAAUCCCGUCAGGUUGACCAGAGAACCAGCAAGGGACGUUGUUCCUUGCUGGUCUCCAGAUGGGAGAAAAAUUGUUUUUGCGUCAAACCGCGAUGGAGACCUUGAGGAUCUUGAGAUUUAUGUCAUGAACGCUGAUGGUGAGAAUACCAUCAGAUUGACCAGAGACCCAGCAUGGGAUGGGGCACCUAGCUGGUCUCCAGAUGGGACAAAGAUUGCGUUUGAGUCAGAUCGCGAUGGAAACCCUGAGAUUUAUGUCAUGGAUGCCGAUGGCGAAAAUCCCGUUAGGUUGACCAGGGACUUCGCAAAGGACGGGGCACCCAGUUGGUCUCCAGACGGAACGAAGAUUGUCUUUAGGUCAAACCGCGAUGGAAACCCUGAGAUUUAUGUCAUGGACGCCAGCGGUGAAAAUCCGACCAAUCUCACCCAACACCCGGCAGAAGAUGAAGUGGCUUCGUGGUCCCCAGGUCAAUUGGCAGUUUUUCCGAAGGCAAGGUUACUGACACUAUGGGGGAAAAUAAAAACCACCCAAGGAGAUGGAAGAUAA
Geodia barretti is the source of this 693-nucleotide messenger RNA. NCBI's taxonomy places the organism in Eukaryota, Metazoa, Porifera, Demospongiae, Tetractinellida, Geodiidae. The record is from the annotation of a GenBank genome assembly.